This is a messenger RNA of Neocloeon triangulifer, 1227 nucleotides long. RefSeq names its product AP-3 complex subunit sigma-2 (gene or). Lineage: Eukaryota; Metazoa; Arthropoda; Insecta; Ephemeroptera; Baetidae. The transcript is spliced from 5 exons. Gene Ontology annotation, cellular component: membrane coat; intracellular membrane-bounded organelle; AP-3 adaptor complex. Gene Ontology annotation, biological process: Golgi to vacuole transport; intracellular protein transport. The record is from RefSeq and is a predicted model, not a curated record. Bases 130 to 789 code for a protein of 219 amino acids.
AAAGGGGCGUGGCGCACUAGGAUUUGGAGCACCACAACAACUAGCGAAGAGGCAGCAACUAAUUUACCCUUUUCUUUUGCAAAUCCCUAUGAAAUUUGACUGAUUUUUCUUUCCGUUUGCAACUUUAUAAUGAUAAAAGCGAUUUUGGUUUUCAACAACCAUGGAAAGCCGAGACUUUCGAAGUUUUACCAGUACUUUGUAAGCAAAUCUCAAAAACUCAUUCAUUCAACACAAAGUCAUAUGUAUGUAUAUCGUCGGCUACGCGGCCAAAUGGCCGAUCUGAACGAAGACAUGCAGCAGCAGAUUAUCAAAGAAACAUUUCAGCUUGUUUCAAAGAGGGAAGACAAUGUGUGCAAUUUUCUGGAGGGUGGAAGUCUGAUUGGAGGAUCUGAUUAUAAACUGAUUUACCGACACUACGCGACUCUUUACUUUGUUUUCUGCGUUGAUUCUUCUGAAUCAGAGCUUGGAAUUCUCGAUCUCAUUCAGGUUUUUGUUGAAACUUUGGACAAAUGCUUUGAAAAUGUGUGUGAACUGGAUCUUAUUUUCCACGUUGAUAAGGUGCACUACAUCUUGAAUGAACUGGUCAUGGGUGGAAUGGUGCUGGAGACGAACAUGUCGGAGAUUCUCACCCGAGUGGAGGAGCAGAGCAAACUGGAAAAGCAGGAGGCUGGCAUCACGGCAGCCCCAGCAAGGGCCGUGUCGGCAGUGAAAAACAUGAACCUCUCGCAGCAAAUCAAGGACAUCAAGUUGCCUGACCUGCCGCAGGCCAUCAAAGACCUCAAGUUCUGACCAUCACAGAGUUCGGUUGUCAACGGAAUCGAGAUCGAAGACAUGUGACAUAGAGAGACUUGUCCGUUGCUGGUGUCAGCUCCGGGCGAGAAUUACUUAGCCGUCGACGCUGUUGCCCUAAACUCGGAUCAAUCUCAAAGUCCUGGCUGACAUUCCAUUCGGAUGAAAAAAAGAAUCAUUCAAACCCAGAUUAUUUUAUUAUUUGUUGCAAGUGACGUGUAAAUGGUCAGAAUGUGAACAACAUUGUUUUUCUGUCCUGAUCAUAGUUGAUCUUUUUUAUAUAAUAAUUAAUAUUCUAUUACAAUAUAUGAACUAGAGGAUUAUUUUACUUGCACAAUAAUCAUGUUAAUAAAGCUCUCUGAUAUUUUGUUACAUAGGUGCGGAAAGGAUGUAUGAAUGGGAAAUAAAUUAGGAAUAGAAAGCAUCCAUUAUUUUGGA